UCUGGGCGAGGAGGCGUCCUGCGCCAUAUGGCUUACAUGUAUUCUCAUAUGGGUACUCAGUCAGUCAUGUUCAUUACAAAUAGGCUGCGGAGACGAUUUGUUCUCAUAGUGUGUGUUGCCUUGCCAACAAUAUGGAUUCUUCACGUUUUUUAUACCCAGGGCAGUGACCACCUUCUACCUGUACCGGUGCACCAACGCCUGCAGCUGAGCCUAAACCUACCCAGAGAUGUCAAAACGAGAGACGUUAUAGUGAAACAUUAUAUUCAUAACCUGCAGACCCAAUUGGAAAACAGAGCACAACAGACUCAGGUUGAAAAUGACAGUAUAUAUACCCAAAGGAAACAAUACAUGAAUAUGUAUUGUCAGAGACAAGAGGACACAAAGCGAAUGCCUCCAGGGGAAAUACGUGAUCUUCACUGGUUCCUGGAUAAACCUCGCAUAAUGUAUUGUCCUGUUGCAAAAUCUGGUUCAACCUUCUGGCGAAGAGCUUUCGAAGUGAUCAGGCGCAAAGACCCAAAGAUUGUUUCGCCUUUCCAGCUCUCUUAUAUGGAUUUCAAACUAUCAAAGGCCAAGAUUCCACUCAAUAUGACCGAGACGGCCCAUGCGGAAGACAUGUCUAAACUCCUCCAAACAACUCUUAAAUUCCUUUUUGCUCGGGAUCCAUACAGCAGGGUAUUUUCAACAUUUAUAGAUAAAAUUCUCUCACCAAACACUUAUAUGUGGGGACUUGGAAAAAACGCGAUUGAGAUGUUCAGAUCAUCCAAUACAGAUAGAACGAAUGCAUGUGGAUCCGAUGUUUCGUUUGAUGAAUAUGUCAAAUAUAUAAACACUCGCAAGUUUAAAACAAUUGAUUUUCACCUUCGACCGGUCGCGUAUAGAUGCGACGCAUGCGUAGCGGACUAUGAUGUCAUUGGCAAGUUAGAAACGUUCGAAGAUGACAUACGGUAUAUUUUGAAAAAGGUAGGUUCCUAUGACAGUGAAAUAAUAUUCAAAAAUAUGAAUAUUGAGUACAAGGUAGAUUACAUACUUGAUGCAGUGGUGAGAGCGUUUGACUUUAGGAAGGGAUGGACGCAGUGCAUAAGUCUUCACGCAGGAUACCAGAGACUAUGGCGCCAGUUACAAAUAGGAGGGAUGAUAGAAAAAACAGACCCGUACCCACUCACAACCGAUCAGAGUAGCAACAUCACUGUCACCGAAUAUCUGAACAUGGCAUUGGAAGCAUUCAAGAGAUCUGGGCCGUCGGCUAAAGGCAACAAGAAAGAGGCCUUUUUGCAAGCAUAUUCGAUGGUGUCAUUGAAAGAAAAGGAAAAUCUCCGCAAAAAUUAUCUGGUUGAUUUUGAAAUGUUUGACUAUAACCAGCGUCCUCGAAAGUUAUUCAACAUAAAUAGAGAACCUUGGACUGAUUUUGACUACUUUGAUGUCAUGAGGCUGAGGUAGUGAUAAAUGCAUGCAUCUUGAUAAUAAGAGCCCAUCUGAUGUUUGUAUCUUCAUCUGAGAAUCAUGCGACGCCCCUCAGUGUUUGAAGGUGAAAAGUAGACCAUUGAAUAUCCCACUAUGAUCAGGAUAGUGCAUGUAUUUCAUGAGCUUUAUUAUGUAAAUGGCAUAUCAAUAUGCAUUUUAACAGUUGACAAUAAAUAGUUACUCUUACUUAUUGGUAUUCUCUU
This is a messenger RNA of Haliotis rufescens (red abalone), 1664 nucleotides long. Its product is annotated as carbohydrate sulfotransferase 9-like. Lineage: Eukaryota; Metazoa; Mollusca; Gastropoda; Lepetellida; Haliotidae. Gene Ontology annotation, molecular function: sulfotransferase activity. The transcript is spliced from 3 exons. Gene Ontology annotation, biological process: carbohydrate biosynthetic process. Gene Ontology annotation, cellular component: membrane. The record is from RefSeq and is a predicted model, not a curated record. Bases 28 to 1437 code for a protein of 469 amino acids.